UCGAGCAUGGUGGAUUUGGUGGCGGAGGAGGAGGAGGAAACAGCCGCUGGGUGGAAGAGUCCCGAGAUGACGGAGACUGGUCCAAACCGACGCCACGCAACGAACGCCUUGAACAUGAGUUGUUCUCCGGCAGUAACACUGGCAUUAACUUUGAGAAAUACGACGACAUUCCUGUUGAGGCUACAGGACAGAACUGUCCUCACCACAUCGAGAGUUUCCAGGACGUGGAUAUGGGUGAGAUCGUCAUGGGGAACAUCGCUUUGAGCCGCUACACCAGACCAACUCCUGUCCAGAAAUAUGCCAUUCCUAUCGUCAAGUCCAAGAGAGACCUCAUGGCCUGUGCACAGACAGGUUCUGGGAAGACGGCGGCGUUCCUGCUGCCAAUCCUCAGCCAGAUCUACGCUGAUGGACCAGGAGAAGCUCUGAACGCAGCUAAAGCCUCUGGGCAGGAGAACGGAAAGUUCGGCCGUCGCAAGCAGUACCCCAUCUCUCUGGUCCUGGCUCCGACCAGAGAACUGGCCCUGCAGAUCUAUGACGAAGCCAGGAAGUUUUCCUACCGCUCCAGAGUGCGUCCCUGCGUAGUUUACGGAGGAGCAGACAUCGGCCAGCAGAUCAGAGACCUGGAGAGAGGCUGCCAUCUGCUGGUGGCCACACCUGGAAGACUGGUGGACAUGAUGGAGAGAGGCAAGAUAGGACUGGACUACUGCAACUACCUGGUCCUGGAUGAGGCGGAUCGAAUGCUGGACAUGGGCUUUGAGCCGCAGAUACGACGCAUCGUUGAGCAGGACACCAUGCCGCAUAAAGGCAUCCGGCAGACCAUGAUGUUCAGCGCCACCUUUCCUAAAGAGAUCCAGAUCCUAGCGAGGGAUUUCCUGGAGGAGUACAUCUUCCUGGCCGUGGGCAGAGUGGGUUCCACCUCGGAGAACAUCACUCAGAAAGUGGUGUGGGUGGAGGAGAGCGAUAAGAGGUCUUUCCUGCUGGACCUGCUCAGCGCUACGGUCAUCCCCAGCGAGGUACAGGACAGUACUGGAGACAACAUAGAGAAACCCGGCAAGGACUCGUUGACUCUGGUUUUUGUGGAGACCAAAAAAGGCGCCGACGCCUUGGAGGACUUCCUGUACCGGGAGGGCUACGCCUGCACCAGUAUCCAUGGCGACCGUUCCCAGAGAGACCGAGAGGAGGCCCUGAACCAGUUCAGAUCAGGAAAAUGCCCCAUUCUGGUGGCGACGGCGGUGGCAGCUCGGGGUCUGGACAUCUCCAACGUGAAGCAUGUUAUUAACUUCGACCUGCCCAGCGACAUAGAGGAGUAUGUGCACCGUAUUGGACGUACAGGACGAGUAGGAAACCUGGGGCUGGCCACGUCGUUCUUCAAUGAUAAAAACGGGAACAUCACUAAAGACCUGCUGGACAUCCUAGUCGAGGCCAAACAGGAAGUUCCCUCAUGGCUGGAGAGCCUGGCCUACGAGCACCAGCACAAGAGCAGCAACAGGGGGCGCUCUAAGAGGUUCUCCGGUGGUUUCGGGGCUCGUGAUUAUCGUCAGACGGCCGCUGGAGUCAAUGCUGGAGGGUUUGGAGGACGUGGAGGACGCAACCAGGCAGGACACGGAGGAACCCGUGGGUUUGGAGGAGGUGGCUUUGGUAACUUCUACACCAGCGACGGCUACGGAGGCAACUACUCACACUCUCAAGUCGACUGGUGGGGCAACUAGGUUUCUCCAUCGCUUCACUCAUCCCUCUUUCCUCCUCUCACUCCUCCUCCAUCCCAUCUGUCUCGUCAUUAACCCCAACAACCCACAUGCAUGUUAUUAAACUAUUUAUACUCAUUUAUAUAGCGCUCCCUCCAUCCUCUUCCACUCACGUCUUUCAGUUCCUCCUUGGAUUUUUUUUUUCUUGUGCUUCUCAUCUCCACCUUUUCUUGAUUUCUCGAUCUCUCCUUCUGAAAUAGGCCACAUUAUACAGGGACUCCUACAUUUUAGUUGGUUACUUUUCGACACUGGACACAGAUUUGCUUGUUACCUUCCAGCUUGCAACCAACCGCCUUUGGUUUCCUUGAGUGUGACGCGUCAGAAGAGAACUAACCAAUUAAAGCUGUGGGUUUUCUGUAACCUCUAAUAUAGGAUGUGUGGACUUCUCCAAAACAGCUGCAGAAAGGGGAAUAUUCUUUUUUUUUUUUUUUUCCACUUUAGAUUUGAGUUUUGGCUUCAUCGUGUUUUUGUCGGCUUCACCCAGAGCCAGUCGGGCUCCCCGUGUAGCUUCACAUCAUCUUUGUAUUUAACGCAUGGCCAUGUUGUAAAUCACCGGCCAAAACCUUUUCUAAAACAUAGAGAUAGGCAAGACGUCAACGCAACGUAUGUCUGCAUAUAAUUUCAGAAAUAGGAACUGGCUGAGGUCUCCUUCACUUGUAGGACAGAUACAUAAAAGGGGCCACAGAAAAACAGCUAAGUGUUCAUUUUUUUUUUUUUUUUCACCUUUUUAAAACAUUAAACUCUUGAUUCACCACGGUCUGAAGAGACAAGGGGCUGGACAAACUGAGACACCCAGUCAGUGGGACGCCAGCAGUAACGCUAGCAAACGGUCUUAGGACUUGUGGUUGUUGAUUACAAGCAGCAUUUCAUUGUUUUAAGCAAAAACAUUAUGGAGAAUCAUUUGUUUCUGUACUGUGCCUUUAAGAAUUUGAACUUUGUCUCUUAUUUCUGUUGUUUUUAUUGCCAUAACACGUAACUGGCUGCAAGUACAGGCCGACGGUGACUAAAAAAAAUGUGUAUUUAAUGUCAUGUAUGGGUUUAAACAUGUUUUUCUUCAUUUCCAUUUGGAAGGAAACAAACUAGGCUUGAACUAAAUCAAACCUUGGCAAAAAAAAAAAAACAAACACAACUAAAUCUGCGAUGAGGAAAGUCAAAGCGAUUCCUUAUCUGACUAUUGGAGUGAAAAUUCAUCAGGAGGACUCCGACGACCUGAUUCCCAAAAGCAUCUAACCGCUGUACGCUUAGAUUAUUUUUAUAGAGCCUCAUCCAGUCACUAAAAUGGGUCAAAAAUGACAGUACAGUUCUCUUGUUAAAAAGCCAACGAGCAGAUUUAGCCGCAGUGGUUUUACGCUUUGGGGAAUCGGAGUCCUCCUCGCUGACCGGUGUGUCACCUCUACAGCUCUGCGUUGAGCUCGCAGUUGUUUUCUCAAAGCCAUCUUGUCACUAACUGUUGGGUGGCUUGAUGCCGCUGACGAAGCCUCGCUGUGCAGCAGCCGUGUGAUGUUGCUGCUCACCCUCUCACCGUUCAGAGAUGCAGAUCCUCGUAACUCCACUGUGUCGACCAGUCAGUCACUGUUAAACCUCUGAGCUCCAACCAGCUUCAAUCAACAGAUUUCCAGGCGUUACCAAUACUAGACAUAAUGGUGGCUCUACAUAAAAUGGAUAUUUUAUGACUUACAUUUUUAAUUUGUUUCCAUGCUUGUCUCUUAUUUGCUUACACAGCCUGCAGUUCAAUCCAGUCCGACUAAAAGUCCCUGGAUUUUUGUCCUUUUGGUCACAGUUGAGUCGCUAUUGCUGCGCUGCUGCAACAAGGAGUGGAAAAUGUUUUGUUUUUUACAGGAUCUGGUUUGUUCAAAUGGGUCUAUUUUUGACAUGUGGAGUAAAAUGAGCUUGAUAAAAUAUCACGAUUUUCAGCUUAGAUUUGGAUAAUUUCCCCAGUGCAGCAGUACGUCAGAUGAUUAGUUAAAAACUCAUUGAUUCUUUCUGUUUUUACAACGUCUGGCUUCGAUAGAUGGUGUCAGUUUGGAAUUCUUUUAUUAUUUUUAAGGCGACAUGCUUUUCAAUUCACCGGUGGGUUUCAGGGUUCAGAGGGUCUCUUCCAAGAGGGACUUGAGGGCGUUGUUGGAGUUUAGAAACGACAAACAUCACAUGGCUGCUGCUGAAAACCGCAGCGAUGGGACGGUUUCAGUGGUUGUUGAGUCGACUCUUAGUGCCACCAUGCUGUUGAGAAACUGUCUCUGCUUCCACCACAAACAUUGAAACCCUUGUUUGCCAAAAGCUUCUUUCAAGGGGAUACACAACUAAAAGAGUUCAAAAUUUUCUCGCUCACUCUAUCCUGGAGAGUUACACGAAGAGUCUUCUCUAAAAUAAGUCAUUCCAGUUUAUUCGUUAGGUCUUUAAGAGCCGUUGUGGUUGGGGAUUAAAGUGAAGAAUUGGAUAGCGUCGCCUUGUUUGUUUCACAGCAGGGCCAGCUGGAGCCUCCCGAGGAUGUGACGCCACGUAUCCACAGUACAUUUUAGCCACGAUCAGGCACAAGACGUCCUUUAAUCAGAUGUUUAACAUUUCACACUUACAAACCAAAGAGAAUUACUCAACGCCUGCUGAAGAUCGCCAGCGCUUACAUUCCUUACAUUCAGCAGAUACUCUCUGCUUUGCUGCGUCUCGUCAGUCUUACAACAUUUACAAACUGCUAACUUGCAGGUCAUCCACACGCUGGCAGCUUACGACACAUUUCAAACCCUUGCACCUUGUUUUCCAUCCCAACCCACAGGUACGCCGCUCUCACAUCUCUUAGCACUGAUGCAUGUCGGCUCUCCAGAAGCUGCAGUUUUGCUUUCUGGACCGGCAGUGUUGGAUGACGAAUCCACCAUCUGUCUGCAUGACGUAUCCUAAAUCUGCUGUGGGUAUCAGUUGGCACAUGAUAAACAGCAACAUAGCUGGUGUGUGAUGGACUGAGGUCCUGCUAGAGAUGUUACCGAGCUCAACCGUCAAAAACAGAUCGGCUAAACUGUGCUGGAGAGAAAGGUGGUGUCAGAACUGAUCGCAUGUAAUCAGUUUCUGAUCGGUUGGCUCUGCUGUGGAACCAGGCUUCAAGGGGCAGUUGAGCUGCACCCUCGUCGUCCAUGUUUCAUCCCUGAUUGAACCCGUAAAGGGAACUCCACUGUACAUUUGGAUGGUUCAGUGGUGGAAGUCCAACCCCCCACUGUGUAAGUCAGCAGCAGAAUAAGCCAAAAACAUGCUCUGUUGCUACCAAGUGGGGAAAAAUGUUAGUUUUUAUCAGGCUCUUAAUUUGUUUUGUUUACAUGAAGGUUAAAUGUACAUAGUUCAGCUCUUCUUAAGACAAAAAGAGGUGAAUCUCCACAGGAGAAAAAUGGGAAUUAUACACAAAACAACACUUGUGUAGAAAAUUGUUGGAUCACUCAACAUUGGACCAGACGAUGUUUGGUAAGCUUAGAUCAGAGGGCAAUUUGAACCCAAUGGAAAGAUGAAUUCUUUUCAUAGAGUAAACUACUUAUGUUUACACAUUAAAAAACAGUAUGGAGACUUUAUUUACCAGUUAAAGUUCCCUCAAAUUGCCCACUGACUUUGACAAAUGACAAGGCUGGACCAAGACAAUAAAACAUAUGCAAGUGUUGUUGUUUUUUUGGUCAAGGAGUUAAAAAUGCCAAGCAAAUGCAUCCAAUUCUACAGCAGGCUUUAGUUUUGUUAGAACUUUGUGAUUUUUCCUGUCUUCUUUGAUGUUUAGACCACUUUUUAAUCAGGCGUUCAGCUCAGAUUUGUUUCCCUCGAGUACAUUUGGAGGGAGUUUAGGGAAACUAGUCGGCUUUAACGAUGUCGAAGAGUUUCGGGCUGAGUCACGUAGAAAAUACACAAACUAGAUUUUCCAAAGACACCAGUCUCUUGUGUUGGAAUUUAGGGAGGAAAAUAUCUCACUAAAUCGAGGACAGCUGUCAAAGGAUGUAACAUUAUGUAGAAAUUAAAGACACCACACUCCACCAUGUCCACUAUUUAUAAAUGAACCAAAACAGAAGAUCAGUUUUGCAUUUUCUUUUAGCUACUGUCAAAGUGUCAGAUAAACCAUAAUUGUAGCUCAGACAACUGUAUGUUACUGUGGUUGGAGUGGCACACUAAUACAGGCUUAACUACUAUGAGCUCCGGUUGAAUCAGCGAUUUAAUUGUUGACCUGAACUGUCAGAGGCGUCCCAGUAGCUGGUUUUAGCGCCUGUUUACCAAUCAGAGUUUUUUUUUUCUGUGAAUAAAUACGCAUUUUAUUUUCUCCUGCAGUAGCAGUGGCUGGUCUCCAUCUUGGAUUUCUUACCAGAAUUAAGUAGGACUGAAUAACCAGCAGGGAGACAGAAAUCAGUAACGGGACAAUAAUUUGCAAACGACAAUCAAUUAUGAAGGAUUUGCUUUGUUCAGAAAUCACCUUACACAUGAGCAGAAGUUUUUAAGUUGCACCUUUACAUGUAGAAGUUUUAUCAAGUAGCUGUUUUGUCCUCCAUGACGGAGAAACUGAGCUUAUUACCUGACAGUUGAAGAUCCCCUCUGAUUACGUUGCUUUGUGCAGGAGCAACCCCAAAUCCCCAAAUUGCUGAUGUCCUGGAGAUUAUCACAGUUUGAAAUUUGUUCCAAAAUCAGCUUCUACCUUUAGGUAUCGUCUGCUGACAGAGUGAACUUUUGUUCUUCUUUGCAUUUGUUCCAUGAAUCCAUAGCAUGCAGUUAGUGCUGUCUGUUCUGUUUUAAUUCAAAUGCUAAAUCUGCUAAAAUGCCUUCUAAAGGAGGAUAUGCAGAAUGAAUCUGGUUGCGUGUUGAAGUUGCUGUGCCUUCUACCGGCCACUAGGGGGCAGAUAGAGUAACUGUAAUAAAAAAUGAAGGGAUUGGCUGCUGGGCACAUUGUUCCUGCUGGUUGUGUUGACAGGAGUUUUAAAGGGAGUACUGGAAGAUUGAACUUCACUUUACCUCUUUUACAUCUUGUUUAUCGAUCAAGUAGUAUUGUUCGAGUAUAAAUAUGUAUUUAGUUGUGUUUUUUCUCCAGGGCAGACAGGUUUUAUCUGUUUGGUGUAAUUACCACUGAAUUGUCUUAGAGCAACAUUUAACUACCACCGUGCCCCAAAUUGCCCACCCCACCUCAUCAAAGUACACCCCUGGGUCGCUGAACAUCUUCCCUAAGUGCAGUCGGGUUCAGUGAGCUGUGGCUCGUUUCCACUUUGAGGCCACCAAGAUUCUCUGCUUGAGCUUUGCUAGUUUUCUGUCUGAGCUCUAUUUGUAUUAGAGCACAAACCAGUAAAAUCUAAUUCUGACACGUGUGGUGCCUUGAAAUGACUGAAACUAUGAUUCACUGGAGACUGAAAUAGUUGGGGCUGGGUAUUUUUCAAUCCAGAUGUAAAAUCCAAACUCCUACAUGAAUAGGUUCUUUGACUGUAGAGGUAUGUGAAAGUAGAAGCUGUAGUGCAUGUCACCAUCGUACACAUCAGUGGCUCAAACGGAUUCAGUUUUCCCCGGCUAAGCUGAGUACUUGUGCUGAAACUUGGACAUGUAGUUGCCAUUUUGUGCCAUUAAUGUUGCAAUUUUUUAGCAAUUUUUUAGCUUUUUAGCCACAUGAAUGGCAGGGCAUUAUGGUUGAGGAUGUAGGUCAGUCACUUGGUCCACCACUUCGGUUUUGUUUUAAAAUAAGACUCAGUCCCCUGACAUCCCUGUUAUCAUACUGACUCAUUGGAUGUAGACUUCAGGUAUAAGUGCAUUUCACAUUAGCUAUUGUUUUCAAAAUCCUCCUCACAAACAAUGGCAACAACCGCCAGGCAGCGGCCUAUCGCAUUGAAAAGAUCAUGUUUUGCAGAGGAUUUGGAUUGUUCAGUGAGGAAGCUCCACUGUGGUUGCCUCUCUGAGUGCAAAUGUUCCACCAAAACGAUUCCCUCUCUUUCAAGGGGACACUGUUACUGCAUCCCGGGCUUAGUUUCGCCCAAUACGACUGUGAUGGGUUUAAAGAAAUACUAACAAGCCAGAGCAUUUUUUUCUUCCUGUAGCAGAAUGAUAAAUAUGCACAGCGAGAAUGUUUUGUACUGUAGAAUGGUCUGACGGUUCUGUGUCGUACAAGGUGUCCCUAAAGUCUGGAAACAUAGGAAGUCUCAUUAACUAUAAUAUUUUUGCCUCCACAGAUUAAAUAUGGCGUUGUUAACAGAGCGAAGCCUUGAACUGGUAUUUCUCAGUGGACGUGAAGGAGGGACAAAGCCAUAUUUAAUAUGGGGAGGCAAAAAUAUUAUAGUUAAUGAGAUUUCCUAUGUGUCCAGACUUUAGGGACACUGUAGAAUGGUUUGACUGUUCUGUGUUGUAGAAUGGUCUGACUGUUGUAGAAUGGUUUGACUGUUCUGUGUUGUAGAUUGGUCCGACCGUUCUGUGAUGUAGAAUGGUCUGACUGUUCUGUAGAACAGUCGGACUAUGCGAGAUAAGGGCCAUCACUUUGUUUUAUGGCUAUAUGCCCACGAAACUCACCUUCUAAUUAUCAUAAAUGCUGUCCUCUAGACGCUGUGUUGUCAGUGUCAUUGCAUGGAUGUCUACUGUUAGCAUUUCAUUGUACCUGCACAGGAGCUGUAGCACGUCUGUUUUAGCCACUCACUGUUGAGAUGGGUGGUGUAAAGUGAAUAUAUACACACCCUCACACAUACUCUAAAUUUGUUUGGACCAUUCUCGGUUUAUUUCCUCUGAAAGAAAACUCCAGCACUUUAGUUUUUUAUUUCCAAAACCUUCUGAUGCCUUAAACACAGGGUGAUACCCAGCCCUAAUGGAGCAGAUAGAGCAGUUACUGUGGACAGCAUUGAUUCUGCGUCGCUGCGGUAACUGAAUUACUAGCAGGAGUGCGUUGAUGGUCAGAAAACACUUAAUGGUGCUAUGCUCCCAUUGCUGCGGCCUGCAGGCCCAUCUGUAGUAGAAAGACUUCAAACCCCACAGAAAAUACUUCAGUUACUUCGUUCAACUAAAGUCUUCUGUAGCACAUGUCCUUGAAGCCUCCGAGAGGUGUGUAUGACUGAGAGUGUAGCAGUGUAGUGUGUCUAAAAGAGAGGUUUUUCCACAGUUUAGUGUGCGUGUGUGAGUGUGUGUUGUAUGGAAAGGUUCUUCCAGAUAUAAAACAGUUUGUUUUCUUUUUUUAGUUGGGACCAGGUGGAGUUCUAGUUAACAGCAACUGUAGGAUUCAGCUGUUUGCACAGAGUUCUCGAGUCUACUUUCGCUGCUAGUUUGUGUAACUUAUCAAGCAUUUUUGAGAAAUAUUUAUUUUUAUAAGCCUAAUACAAAAAGUUGAUAUUUUACAAAGUGACUUGACCAAAAGACAGUAAACAAAAACACUGGCACUUGAAUGUUGAAUGUCAUUGGUAUGAGUGAAAAUUUCUAUUUUUCUGGGGUAGUGUGAGCUUUUUAAUGUUAAAGAUGCAACGUGUGGCGGUUUCUCCUUCAAUAUGUCACCAGAACCAGCUGUGUUUACAUACAGAGGCUUUAAAAAGUUCACUAAACUGGGCCGACACAAAGCAAGCUGCUCCCACAUCUUUCUAUCAUCAAAACGUUUAAACUAACAUUUGUCCAAACUGGACUCUAAAAGGCAGAACUUCUCUUAUGCAGGUACUCGUUACUUGUCUUUAUUAGCUAAUAAAGACUUCAGUUCACGCUAAAAUCUCCCAACAACACUUGAAAUAAGUGCAGAUACUUGUGGUAGGAUCGAUAUUUGACGUCUUUACUGACAUCUCAAAGUUUCCUUUAUUGAUGCUAGCAUUUAGCCGUUAAUAUAAAGUAUCACACACUCAGCACAGUCACCUGCUUUCCUCGUGUAACUUUAUCUUGCAGUAUCCACGUGUAUUCUGGGUACUGUAGUUCCUGGAACAUCAAUAUAUGUGUUUAUAUUAAGGUCAAAAAUAAGAGAAGCACUAGUGUACAUAUUCCUACUGGUCUCGGCUCGUCCCUUUUCUGUCAUUUACAACACUAGAGUCCAACCGAUGCUGGAUUUAUUUUAAGCUGCUGUCAAUAAAUCUUCUAAUAUAUAAUGUGUAUAUUAUGUUGAAAAGAGAAAAAGAUGCCGUCAUUGUCAACUUUUCAGCAUUUCACAAACUAGUUAGCUGUUUAUCGAAAUGACAAAGCUCAGCUCUGCACCACCGUCUGCUCUGCUACAUGUGCUGCACAGACUAUCGUACAAACUAAUGUGACACUGAAGUUACUCCAAGCGUCUUUCUCCACAUCAUGUUGGGUAAAAUCAAGUUUUCCUAUCAGCAGACAGUAAUCUGAAGAUCUCUUGAAGCUGAAGCGCCUCCAGUUGUGUUCCAGCUGCUGCGACGGUGACAUACGAAGAGAAACUUUCCACACAGGUUACCUUUAAAGUCACAUUGGACUCAGUAUCAGACCCACUGACCUGUUCUGGUGACGGGUUCCAUUGCCAAUAACGAUAAUCAACCACAAACAGCCGUUUUUAAUUGGCAAACAAAUUUGAGAAAGUACCACCAUAUAUGCCAAGGUUUGGAUUAAAAAAAAUUUACAAAACGUUAUGAUCAAAGACCAUUUUGUAAAAAAAAGACAAACAAACAUGCAACACAAAAAACAAGUGUCCAGAUUCUCUCCAAAUCAGUUUAUUUUGUUCUUUUUUGAAUCUUUACACUUUUCCUUCUCGUUGAUACCCUCGUUGUGAAUGUCUGGCCAGUGGCGACCUUUAAAGUCUUCAUAACACAGGAUUAACUGUGGUUCUAUUGCUAUGUUGUUGUGGUUUGCAUAUUUUCAGGCGUGUUAGUGCUGCCACAGGUGAGCGUCUGGCCGGUCAGAAAUGGGGAUCCAUCCAGAUGUCUUUCACAAAGUGACAAAAGAGCUUUUUUAAAUUGCAGCUGAUCAGUUUUCAUGUGUCCUGCAUGAGAAGAAUAACUUCACUGUCGGUCCACUAAGCACAGACCCCAGAGAACCCGCCGUCAUCGACAGCUUUGUAUGCACAAACAUUUUGCAACGACUUUCUGAAGUUCUUGUGAAAGUUCAGUCUGGGAAACACUCGGCGGCUUUAUUUCACCUUCAGUCUGAUUAGUAGGUGAUCUCCAAUCUAGAAGUGUGUAGUUGUGUUUAGGAACGAUUGCUGUUUUAGAGUUGAAGUGAAAUAACGGAGCUCGGUGCCGUCGUCAUUCCCGACCGGCCGGACCCCCUCAGUGUGACCCGGCAGCACCGGCCUGCUAGUUAGUAUUUGCUUUAUGUAUUAGUUUAGCAGAUGUGCACGAAGAGCACUGCACGAAGAAAAAAAACUGUGCAACUAUUCUGAUUUUACCACAAUUAAAGGUUUGGAUUUGCAGAUGUAA
This is a messenger RNA of Amphiprion ocellaris (clown anemonefish), 11053 nucleotides long. Its product is annotated as ATP-dependent RNA helicase DDX3Y-like. The transcript has 14 exons. Gene Ontology annotation, biological process: cell differentiation; gamete generation. The record is from RefSeq and is a predicted model, not a curated record. Bases 231 to 1709 code for a protein of 492 amino acids. Gene Ontology annotation, cellular component: nucleus; P granule. NCBI's taxonomy places the organism in Eukaryota, Metazoa, Chordata, Actinopteri, Pomacentridae. Gene Ontology annotation, molecular function: RNA binding; RNA helicase activity; ATP binding.